Lethenteron reissneri (Far Eastern brook lamprey) is the source of this 2017-nucleotide messenger RNA. RefSeq names its product ly-6/neurotoxin-like protein 1. The record is from RefSeq and is a predicted model, not a curated record. NCBI's taxonomy places the organism in Eukaryota, Metazoa, Chordata, Hyperoartia, Petromyzontiformes, Petromyzontidae.
ACCACGCAGACACAGUCACUGCUCCAGGGAUAUCUCUCUCUCUCUCUGACUCUGCUACUCUGGCUCACUCAACUCGCCGACUUUCCAUCCCAAAGGCGCCACAACGCCAGGCUCCACGACUCUAACCAUGACUUGCUACCUGCCGGGUCUGCUCCUCGUGGUGUUGCUGUUCGUGAGCGGAGGGCACAGCCUCAAUUGCUACUCGUGCAGCACGAGCACCAACAAUACGGCGUGCGACGCGGGCGGCCUCACCACGUGUCCCCUCGCAUCGCUGGACACCUGCGCGACAAUUCUAUUCUACCAGGGCUCCACCUACGUCCUCCUCAAGAGUUGCCUCCCCAAGGUCUAUUGCGACGCCAUCAAAUUACUCGAUAACGACUACAACGGAGCUACGCUGAGAACCAUGUGCUGCCAGAGCGACGGCUGCAACGGCAACGCCGCCCCUCGCCCGGUGGGCGCAGCUCACGUGACCCUGGCGCUGCUGGGCGUGGCCAUCAGCGUCGUGGUCAGCAGGGCUCUGGUGUAGGUCGUGACGUCACAGCCGCACCCCCCCCAUCCCCACGUGCCUGGGUUCGGUCCAAUCACUUGUCUACUUCCAUUCGGUUGUCUCACGACGCUUCCACCAGUGGAGCUGUGCAACGUUUAAAUCGUCUAGAUUGUUGCGUUAUGCUGCUAAAGAAGUUCAAAGUACAAAUACAUGGAAACAAGUAGACUCAUCAAACCGGGACUCAAAGACUCAUUACACAGAGACCCAGAGACUCAUCAUACAGUUACCCAAGUGGGGAAUGAUAUACCAUCACUUAUAUAAAGCUAGACAGUGGAUCCUGUAUGGCAGAAGAGAAUGGGAAGGUCUUUAACCUGGACUGGGAACGGGUCAUGUAGGGUGUUCAGAGCAUGUGCGGAUGAUUGGGGGGUGAAAGAAAGUCCUAUACUCAAGGGUGGGGUGGUGGGUGGGGUAGCAGAUUUGUGUGACCCUUACCAAUGGCAUGUGCAAGGUUCCGCUCGAUUUACCGAAUGGGAUGCGCUUCUCGAACAUCUAAAAAAAAUAACCCGUAAAAACAAAGUUUUUCACUAUAAAUCCUUUAUAUGUAAGAUCACCUCUUGACAUGCCCCGUAUAUUCCCGAGGGCACUAGCGUUGACCCGUUUUACCACUUUCAAGAACCUGGCGGCUUCAAUUUAACUGCUCUAUAAAUAGUCUCCACUGUACUGCGUGGGGGCAGGGAUUUCAUGCCAUGUGGUUAGUCAACAUUUGCGUCAUCAUGAAACGGGCGGCGAGAGUCUUCUCGUCCUCUGACUUGAGAUGGCUGCCACCUAUGGGUCAGAUGAUUGUCUGCCACCACAAUGAGUCUGUGUGCAAAAUGUCAGCUCGAUUGGAUCACGGGAAGUGGGUUAAAAAACGACCUAAAGAUUUGCACGGUCGUAAGCAAGCAAGCAAGCACGCAAGCACGCAAGCAAGCAAGCAAGUGAACUUAAUAUAAAGGAUUUAAAAACAGACUCACGCGCAUAAAACUAAAUUUGUAAUUCGCAAUGGCUUUACCCAUUUGGUUUAAUACUAAAACUUGUGGGAAUUGUAUCGGACAGUCAUUCCAACUCGGGAAAAAAAAAUUGCAAUACAUCUUUGCCACUUUUUAGGAUGCAAAAAAAGUGUAAUAACAUUAUUUAAAAAAAACCUGAAUAUUACAACAAUUUAAUAAUAACAAUACAUUUGAAAGAACUAUUAAUAAAACAAAUUGCUGCAUGUUGGAAUGACCGGAGAUGGUGAGAGCUACCCCAGGUCAGUAGUGGGGCCUUACACCUGGUUAAAAUAUUAAAUGAAUGGUUUCAUUUUACUCGAAAAACAAAACAGCGUCUGUCAUUUCUAAAUCGCGUUCACGCGAAACUUCGUAAAUCGAAACGUUCGUGAAUCGAGGGAUAUCGCCUGUACCUGAGUACAAUGCUUCUACCUCUCGUUCUAUUAUCUCUUACUCAACACACAAUUGUCAAACAAAAUGCAUGCGGUUUGUUGCUUGGAAGAUG